CAUACCUCCAUAACAGUAUCUUAACAUGCUCUCUUCUCGUCCUCUCUCAUCCUCGCUCGUCCCCUUCUCAAAACUCAACGUUUCUCCGAACCCACCUCCUGUAACCUUACGCCGAACCCGAUUCUGUCCUCCGCAUGCCACCGCCGCGACCGCCAGCCGUUAUACUUCCAGGGAAGAACAGGGAUCUCGUUAUCUGAGACCUCAGGGUAUGGCAUCCUGCACGUCGCUGUACGAGGUUCUGGGUAUACCAGUGGGAGCCAGCAACCAGGAGAUCAAGACGGCAUAUCGACGACUGGCGAGGGUUUGUCAUCCUGACGUGGCGGCAAUCGGUCGGAAAGACUCAUCGGCUGACGAAUUCAUGAAAAUCCACGCUGCUUACAGCACCCUGUCGGACCCAGAAAAACGCGCCGUUUAUGACAGCAAGCUCCUAUGGAGGCCUCGAAAGCCGUUGACUUCCGCAUCUUCUAGGUUUUCCGGUUACCACGGAAGGAGCUGGGAAAGCGACCAGUGCUGGUAGGCAAUUUGAGCCGGAAAGAGUAAUUAGAAAUCUACUGAUGUUGAAACUGAUAACGGAAUCUCUAAUAUAUAUAUGUAUCAGAAACUUGAAGAACUGAUAGCUAACAUAAGCCAACGCCACCGGCGCACCGCCACUGCCACAGUAAGUUUUUGUCUCCAUGACAACAGAGGAGCUCUGUUCUAAUUUUUUUCUCCUUUUUUUUGCUUAUGUGUGCACGUGUGCUUGCCUAUGAGCUAGGCAAAGUGUUUUAGAAAUGAUCCCGACAAUAUCAAUCCUUGUAAAAUGUUACAGAUUUUAAUAAAUUAAGGAAUUAUGG
Rubroshorea leprosula is the source of this 833-nucleotide messenger RNA. Lineage: Eukaryota; Viridiplantae; Streptophyta; Magnoliopsida; Malvales; Dipterocarpaceae. The record is from the annotation of a GenBank genome assembly.